AUGGCCCCCUUUGCGCUCACGCUCAAGCACGCGGGCAAGACGUACCCGCUCGCCGACUUUGACCCCUCCAACUCGGCCCUCGCGUUCAAGGACCAGAUCUACCACCUCACGGGCGUCCCAGCCGACAAGGUCAAGGUCCCUGUAAAGGGCGGCAUGCUCAAGGACGACGCCGACCUCUCCAAGCUCGCGUUCAAGCCCGGCCAAACCGUCAUGGUCAUCGGCCCCGCAGGACCGCUCCCUCAAGCGCCGACCAAGCCCGUCGUCUUCAUGGAGGACAUGACCGACACCGAGCUCGCCCAGACGGCCAAGUACCCGGUCGGCCUGCAGAACCUCGGCAACACGUGCUACAUGAACUCGACCGUCCAGGUCCUUCGCGCCAUUCCCGAGCUGCAGGACGCCCUCAACUCGUCGACCGACUCGACGAGCCAGCCCAACGCGCAGCUCACCCGCUCGCUGCGCGACCUGUACAAGUCGAUGGGCCGUACGACCGAGGACUUCCCGCCCCUCUCCUUCCUCAGCAUGCUGCGCCAGUUCGCGCCCCAGUUCGCCGAGCGCUCGCGCACGACGGGCCAGUACGCGCAGCAGGACGCACAGGAGGCGUGGGGCGCCAUCCUCCAGGCGGCCAAGCAGAGCGCGCUCGGCGGGCCCUCGUCGUCGUCGUCGUCCGGGAACGCGGUCGAGCAGCUCAUGAUGGGCGAGUUUACCAAGACGCUCAAGAGCGCCGAGGCGCCCGACGAGGAGCCGACCGUGUCCAAGGAGGCGUUCCUCGAGCUCAAGUGCAACAUCUCGUCCCAGACCAACUACAUGAUGCAGGGCCUGUCCGAGUCGAUGGAGCAAGACCUCGAAAAGACGUCGCCGUCGCUCGGGCGCCAGGCCGUGUACCACGAGCAGACGCGCAUCAGCCGCCUCCCGUCGUACCUGACGGUCAACAUGGUGCGCUUCUACUGGCGGCGCGAGAUUGGCAAAAAGACAAAGAUCAUGCGCAAGGUCAAGUUCCCGUUCGAGCUCGACGCGACCGAGCUCGUGACGGACGACCUCAAGAAGAAGCUUGUGCCCGUCGGCGAGAAGCUCAAGGAGUGCGACAAGGACCGGCGCGAGCGGGCAAAGGCGCGGCGCAAGAUGAAGAAGGCGUCGGACGCGGCGGCCGUCGCGGCUCAGUCGGGGUCGGCGGCAGCGCAGGACCCGAGCGCCGACCCGCCCGAGGAGAUGGCGGUCGAUCCUCCUGCUGCGGGCGAGGGGCCGGCGGCGGGCGAGCUCCCGGACGAGGAGACGAAGCGGCACGAGGAGCUCGCGACGCUCCUGUCGCUCGUGCACCCGGACCUCGACGCCGACAAGGGCGCCAACGUCAGUGGCCUGUACGAGCUCGUCGGCAUCGUGUCGCACAAGGGCGCGAGCGCCGAUGGCGGCCACUACGUCGGCUGGUGCGCCGCCCCGCCUCCCUCGGACAACGGCGCCGCGCUCGACUUCGACUACGACAAGCAGGAGUGGUACAAAUUUGACGACGAAAAGGUGUCGCUCGUGUCGCGCGACAAGAUCCUUGCGCUCGAGGGCGGCGGCGAGGACCACUCGGCCUACAUCCUGUUGUACCGCUCCAAGCCUCUCGCGUAGACGUCCCGUCGAGCCAAGAUUUGCAGUCCAUCUC
Messenger RNA from Rhodotorula graminis WP1, 1642 nucleotides. RefSeq lists its product as uncharacterized. The transcript is spliced from 11 exons. Gene Ontology annotation, molecular function: protein binding; proteasome binding; cysteine-type deubiquitinase activity. NCBI's taxonomy places the organism in Eukaryota, Fungi, Basidiomycota, Microbotryomycetes, Sporidiobolales, Sporidiobolaceae. The record is from RefSeq and is a predicted model, not a curated record. The coding region runs from base 1 to 1608 and encodes 535 amino acids. Gene Ontology annotation, biological process: proteasome-mediated ubiquitin-dependent protein catabolic process; protein deubiquitination; regulation of proteasomal protein catabolic process.